AUGGAAAAUAAUAUCAAGAUAGAACACGGAUAUGGAGUUAAAAAGAUGGUAGAAAGUAAACACAUAGUUUUUUUAAUGUGGGUUAUACUAAGUUUAGUAUUUACAUUAUACUCUAAAUGGCUAAUGAAUCAAUAUUUUCCAUAUCCUAUUACAAUGUCUUUAAUUCACAUGAUAAUUGCUUCUAUCUUAAGUCACAUAUUUGGAGGUUUAGUGAGUAAAAAAUUUGGGGAGAAAACAAGAUUUUCUUCAAUUGGAGGAUUGAGCUUUCAGGAGAAGAAGAGUAUCUUGGUUUUCAGCAUAAUAGUUGCAGUAAACAUUUGGUUUUCGAAUGCUUCUCUGCAUUUGGUUUCUAUUUCUUUACAUCAAAUGGCAAGGACCACAAUUCCACUUUUCACUAUGGCAUUGGGAAUUUUAUUCUUUAAACAUAAGUAUAGACUUUCCCAAAUCCCACCUGUAAUUUUGGUCAUAGUGGGAGUAGCUAUCACAGUGAAUGGAACUCCAGAACUCAGUAUUUAUGGUUUAUUUAUUGUACUUAUGGGAUGUUGUGUUUCUUCUUUAAAAGGAAUCGUGGCACAAAAGUUACAGGUUGAGAAUCUAAAAAUUAACCCAAUAAUUAUGCUUCAAUAUGUUGGUCCUGUGGCUUCUUUAACUUUGGGGUUUUUUUCGGUGAUACUCGGAGAGAUAAAUAAGAUAUCAGAGCAAAGUGAGAAUAUGGAUAAGGUUUCAUUCUUAAUAACAAACAUUUUUCUCAUCUUUGCAGGAGUCAUGGCCUUUGGUUUAAAUAUUUUGAGUUUGAUGAGCUCUUCCAUAGUUUCACCCCUGGCUAUGAAUAUUGCAGGUAAUGUAAAGCAGCUCCUUACAUGUUUGCUUGGUUGCUUUAUAUUUGGAAAUACAGUAACAGAAAAGUUACUUUUGGGAAUUUUAAUAACUAGUUUGGGUGCUUUAUGGUACUCUCUAGAUAAGCAAAAGGAUUCUGGUAAGAAAAAGGCCAGAUAUGUAAAAGGAAGAUACAUUGAUAGGGUUGGAUUGGGAAUUCAAAGCGAAAUGGAUAGUAAUGCAACAAAGCUUCAAAACAAUUAUCUUGGUUCAAAGUCUAUUGAAAUUAAACAAAUAGGUGCAUAUAACAAAACCUCAACAAUUGAAAGCUCUAAAGAACAAAAAGAUCAUCUCAAAGAAGAUGUUUCCCUUGAGCUUGAAAGCCAAAUUGAAGGAAGUGAAAUAAGCUUAGAAGAUGAAGAUCAGGAAUCCGAAGAAGUGAGCUGUUAUCUAAAGAUGGAAAGCAUUAUAGAAGAAGAAUGCCAAGAAAUUCAGGUUAACUUGGAACUUGAGGAUCUGGAAGAAAUUGAGAAAAAUGAUUAUCCCUUGAAAAAAAACACAGAUUUGAGUAAAAGCAUGGAUAUUAUAGUUUUGGGGUCUGGCGCCAACAACUUGCAAAUUCCAGAUGAAAAUGCAGACUACACUAACAUACAAAGGUAA
Messenger RNA from Cryptosporidium ubiquitum, 1476 nucleotides. RefSeq lists its product as uncharacterized. Gene Ontology annotation, molecular function: antiporter activity. The coding region runs from base 1 to 1476 and encodes 491 amino acids. The record is from RefSeq and is a predicted model, not a curated record. The transcript has a single exon. Lineage: Eukaryota; Apicomplexa; Conoidasida; Eucoccidiorida; Cryptosporidiidae. Gene Ontology annotation, cellular component: Golgi apparatus.